Molecule: messenger RNA, 2148 nt
Organism: Ophidiomyces ophidiicola
Lineage: Eukaryota; Fungi; Ascomycota; Eurotiomycetes; Onygenales; Onygenaceae
Gene: ESF1
Product: pre-rRNA-processing protein esf1
Exons: 2
Coding region: 1-2148 (715 amino acids)
Biological process (GO): rRNA processing
Cellular component (GO): nucleus
Molecular function (GO): RNA binding
Source: RefSeq, a predicted model, not a curated record
AUGCCAGAUCCCAGAACCUCGCCCAAGAGGCGCAAAACAAACCCUACCGGCAAAAUUGUUCAAGAUGUUAUUACUGAUCCACGUUUUGCCAAUAUCCAGUCUGAUCCUCGAUAUAAGCUCCCCAGCAAGAAACACACCCGCGUCCAGGUCGACAAGCGGUUCUCUCGUGCAUUUCACGAUAAGGAUUUUUCAAAGAGUGCGGCUGUUGAUAGAUAUGGAAGAAGGCUGCAUCGCGACGAUACGAAGAAGCAGCUAGAAAAGUUCUAUAGGUUAGAUGAAGACGAUGUUGAUAGGGAGAUUAGUGUAGACCGUGAUGAAGAAAUUCAGAAGGAAUUGCGCCGCAUCUCAAGAGAAGAUUACGAUCCUGCAAGACAGGGCGGAUUCUCGGAAUCAUCCUCGUCGGAAGAAAGCUCUAGUGAUGAAGAAAGUGAGGUGGGCGAAACAGCCGAUGAAGCCGAAGAGGCCGAAUUACCUGACCGUCAACCGGGUGAUGUUCCUCUAGGUGAAGUCACAGAAAGAAUUGCAAUAGUUAACCUAGACUGGGAUAAUAUACGAGCAGAAGAUUUAAUGGCCGUCUUUUCCAGUUUUCUUCCCGUAGGUGGGAAGAUUCUACGCGUUUCUGUAUAUCCCAGUGAAUUUGGAAAAGAAAGAAUUGAAAAAGAAGAGAUGGAAGGUCCGCCGGUUAAUAUAUUCAAUAAAAUAGAUACACAGGUUGAGCUCAACCCAGAAGAUGACGACAAUGAGGAGGGAGAGGAGGAAAAGGAGGAAGAAGAAGAAGAGGAAAUCAAAAGAUCCAUAUUAAAAGAGGAUGAAGGCCAUGAUUUUGACUCUGCUCAACUGCGAAAGUAUCAAUUAGAGAGACUUCGUUAUUUCUAUGCUAUAUUGACGUGUUCGUCGAAGGAAACUGCAAAACACAUUUACGAUUCGGUUGAUGGCACUGAAUAUAUGAGUAGUGCGAAUUUCUUCGACCUUCGAUUUGUCCCUGAGCCCACUACCUUUACUGAUGACAUUCCAAGAGAUGAAUGUCAUAGGAUUCCAGAUGGAUAUAAACCAAAUGACUUUGUUACCGAUGCCCUGCAGCACAGCAAGGUCAAACUAACUUGGGACACAGACGAUAGAGGGAGGAAGGCUGCCCAAGCUAGAGCAUUCAGAGGCAGCAGAAAAGAAAUCGAUGAAAAUGACCUAAAAGCCUAUCUAGGCAGCGAUAGUUCCGAUACAGAAGAUGAAGCACUCAAAGCUGCCAAUGGCGCCCAAGAAGGUGAUAGCAGCAAAUUAAGCAAAAAAGAUGCCGAACGCUUGAAAAUACGAGCGUUACUUGGCCUUAGUAAAGAGCCUUCGGUCUUCGAGAAAAAUAAUGGACCUAUUGGUGAUAUGGAGGUUACGUUUUCAGCGGGGUUGACGGCACACACCCCUCGAGACUCUGUUUUCGAAAACGAGCCUGAAAAGCAAGAAACUACGAAAGAGAAAUAUAUCAGAAAAGAGAGGGAGAGGAAACAGCGGCGAAAGGCCAAAUCGAAAGCCGAAAAAACCGGCGUGACUACUAAAGAAGACGAUGGCAAUAGUGAACAGAGGUCCAAUGAUGAAAAGGAUCUGGGAUUUGAAGAUCCAUUUUUUACGGCCCCAGAGCUAGAUUUAGCUAAGGUAGCAGCGCAACGAAAGGAAGAGAAGAGAAAGCUGCGCCAGCAACGUGACGCCGAUGAAGUGGCUUCUGCUGCGCAACGGGCUGAGCUAGAACUCUUGAUGGUCGAUGACAAGGUUUCGAAUAUUAAGCAUUUUGACAUGAACGAGAUUGAGAGGGCUCAAAAACGGGCACGGAAAGCCGGAAAGCGCCAGAAGGAGAAGAAAAACGAGAUUACCCCAGCCGAUGAUUUCAAAAUAGACGUUAACGACGCAAGGUUUCAGCGACUUUUUGAGAGUCAUGAAUAUGCCAUUGAUCCUACUAACCCCCGGUUCAAGCAAACAGAUGGCAUGAAAGCCGUGUUGGAGGAAAGUCGAAAACGCCGACGACAUGUUGGAGAAACAAUCUCCAACCAUGAAGCUUCUGAGCCUAAAAAGAAGAAACAGAAGGAAAUAGCAUUUACGGAGCGUGAUACUGACGAUCUUAAGCAACUUGUUGAACGGGUUAAAGGAAAAGCGAAAAGGGUGUAG